Molecule: messenger RNA, 666 nt
Organism: Metschnikowia bicuspidata var. bicuspidata NRRL YB-4993
Lineage: Eukaryota; Fungi; Ascomycota; Pichiomycetes; Serinales; Metschnikowiaceae
Product: E2 ubiquitin-conjugating protein
Exons: 1
Coding region: 1-666 (221 amino acids)
Molecular function (GO): protein binding
Source: RefSeq, a predicted model, not a curated record
AUGUCCAGAGUCAAGAGAAUCGCCAAAGAGCUCGAGGAGUGCCGCCAAGAUACCAAGUCUGGGGUGUCGCUUGAUUUGGUCAACGAAUCCGACUUGACCCAUUUGACUGGGUAUUUCAAUGGGCCACCUGGAACACCCUACGAAAAAGGCGUGUUCAAAGUCGACAUCAACAUCCCCAACGAAUACCCGUUCAAGCCGCCUGUGAUGAGAUUCUUGACCAAGAUCUACCACCCGAACAUUUCGUCGGUCACGGGAGCAAUUUGCUUGGAUAUCUUGAAGGACGCGUGGACCCCGAUCUUGACGCUCAAGUCGUCGUUGAUUUCUUUGCAAUCGUUGUUGCAGUCGCCCGAGCCCAACGACCCGCAGGAUGCCGAAGUGGCCAAGCACUAUAUCAGCAACAAGGCUGGUUUCGAGGAUACAGCCGCAUACUGGACCAAAGUGUAUGCGUGUGACGAAAGCCAAGGAGGCGUGGCUGCUUUGAGCGACUGUGCGUUGUACGGAAUCGACGAUGCCAUUGUCAGUCAGUUUGAGAAUAUGGGCUUUGCAAGAAACACUACCAUUGACGUGUUGCGCCGGAUGGGGAUCAAGUCGUUCAGCGGCAUGAACGACAAGACCGAGGCCGAGAACAAGGUUUUAGAAGAGUUGUUGCGUGAGACCGGGAACUAG